AUGUGGUCUGUUGUUGAGAAUCCGUUGCAGAAGCCUCUCUGUUCUCUCGGCUGGUUAGAAGCCAGAGUCGGAGAGGCGAGCCGUGGUGACUUUUGUGAAGUAACUGUUUUGUUUCUUAUAUAUUUUCAGGUGAUGGCCUUCUUUGUCAGACCAUUUCUGUCUGUGGGUCUUAUAUGCAUAGGACUUUGGCCUGUGAUCAUGUACUCCAUGCAGGGUGUGGUAGAGAAGUCCAUGCGUCUUGUGUGGAUUGGAGCAAGCAUACUCCUGGCCUCCUUUACUUACAUGCCAGUGGUGGGCAAGGAGCCAUUCUAUCCAAUGGUAGAAGUGGCUGGCUUAUUAGCAUUUUCACUUGGAGGAAUUGGCAUAUAUUGGUGUGGUGGUGAAGGUGGCCUACCACGACACAUUUCCUCAGUUGUCUACGUCCAAGGACUGAUGGUUGUGGGCUCAGUUUAUCUUGUCCAUACAACAGCAUAUAGCAUCAAGCAAAAGGAAGGACUGCCACCCCUCAAUCAGUUGGCAGCCUGGUGUGUUCUAGCACUGGCAUUCCUGUUGCCUCUUCUAGGAUCUCGCAAUGUGAUGGGUCGCCUUCUUUCUGUCACAGCCUCCCUCCUUUGUCCAUUCCUGCUAUUGUCAAUCAGACAUGAAGGAUUCUUCUAUAUUGCCUUGACAAUAGCAAUGUUCCUUUGGCUCAUCCUUGAAUUCUACCUGGCAGGUGAAAAUGUGCAG
Messenger RNA from Penaeus vannamei (Pacific white shrimp), 726 nucleotides. The record is from RefSeq and is a predicted model, not a curated record. NCBI's taxonomy places the organism in Eukaryota, Metazoa, Arthropoda, Malacostraca, Decapoda, Penaeidae.